Psylliodes chrysocephalus is the source of this 471-nucleotide messenger RNA. The record is from the annotation of a GenBank genome assembly. NCBI's taxonomy places the organism in Eukaryota, Metazoa, Arthropoda, Insecta, Coleoptera, Chrysomelidae.
AUGCACAAUACAAUAAUUAAAUUAGAAUCUGAAAAAACGUUAGCAAUAGAAUUAUUUAAUAUUAUGCAAUCAUUGAGGUCUUCAUUAAAAUUGAAAAAGGAACAACAAUUUUAUGGAUCCAUAGCGCUUUCUCUAUUAAGAAAGUGCGAUGAUCACACGAAAGUUACCAUGUUUAAACGAGAAGCAGAUGUACUUUUGGAAAGAAUUAUAAACUAUUUGGAGAAAUGGUAUAACUUUGAUGAUGAUAAUAAGUUUAAAUCACUUAGUGCAAUGGCUUUGCAAAACAAGCCAGAUUUAAAUAAUUUUUUAAAAAUUUGCGAAGAUUUCCAUAUUGAAGUUAACGAAGAUUUACUUUUUGAAGAAUAUGUUACCUUACUAGAUUUUAUGGAAAAAUUUUCAGGAAAUUUUGAUGAGCUAACUGCAGAUCAGCAAUGGGUAGCCUAUUUCAAAAAAAGUAAUGCUCCUCCUUAG